AUGUGGCGGGACCGGACCAACCUCUACAUAUCCUACCGCCAGUCGUUCGCGCAUCAUCCAGCCAAGAAGCCACGUUAUCUCGGAGCUUCCAAUGGCUUCUCCGAUAGCCUGUCGCAGCCUGAAGAAAGCCGGCGACUCAUUUCAGAAACCGGCGGUCUCGACGACGAUGGCGAUGCAAUUAUCGAGAUGGACGUUUUACCCCCGCGCUGGGUUGACGUACAGGAGGAAGUGACGGAGCUACUUGCGGACAUUGCGCAGAAGUCCUCCCACCUCGAUAAGCUACACCAGAAACACCUUCUACCCGGAUUCGGAGACGAGGACGUACGAAAGCAAGAUGAGUUAGUUAUAGAAAGGCUCACACAGGAUAUCACGCGCUCCUUUCAUGAAUGCCAGAAAGCGGUUAAGAAGAUUGAGACAAUGGUACGGGAAGCCCAACGACAGGGUGGAGUUAGCAGCGGCGAUGAAACUAUGGCCAAGAACCUGCAGAUAUCUCUUGCUGCUAGGGUGCAAGAGGCUAGUGCUCGGUUCCGGAAGAAACAGAGUACAUAUCUGAAGAAGUUACGAGGACUGGAGGGUGGAUCAGCGCCGUUUGAACGUUCCCCGACACCGAUGCAGAACCCAUACACAGACCCGUCGCUAAUGGAAUCCGAUGCGGACAAGUCGUUCUCGCAAUCCACGCUGAUGCAGACGUCGCAACGACUGACGGGCCAGAACGAUGCCGCCAUUGAACAGCGGGAACGGGAAAUAAACGACAUCGCGAAAGGUAUCAUUGAGCUGUCGGAUAUUUUCCGGGAGCUGCAGUCUAUGGUUAUCGAUCAGGGUACCAUGCUGGAUCGGAUUGACUAUAAUAUCGAGCGGAUGGGCACGGAGGUCAAGGCCGCGGAUAAAGAGCUGAAAGUGGCUACAAACUACCAACGACGUACAGUGAAGCGCAAGAUCAUGCUCCUGCUGGUGAUCAUAGUCGCAGGCCUGUUUAUUGUCCUACUAGUCAAGCCGAAGAAACACAGUUCCCCGGAUCCCGCUCCGGCACCGGCGCCGCCACCUCCCCCGCAAACUAAUGAACAGCCGCCCGCAAUGACUCCUCGUGCCUUCCAUACCAUAUACCGCCGCAGAAGGAGUCCCUCUUCAUUACGGAUUGCGAGAAACAAAUGGGGUGACCCGGAUAUAUUUCGAUAG
Molecule: messenger RNA, 1176 nt
Organism: Aspergillus luchuensis
Lineage: Eukaryota; Fungi; Ascomycota; Eurotiomycetes; Eurotiales; Aspergillaceae
Product: t-SNARE syntaxin TLG2
Exons: 4
Coding region: 1-1176 (391 amino acids)
Biological process (GO): intracellular protein transport; vesicle fusion; vesicle-mediated transport
Cellular component (GO): endomembrane system; SNARE complex; membrane
Molecular function (GO): SNAP receptor activity; SNARE binding
Source: RefSeq, a predicted model, not a curated record